This is a messenger RNA of Papilio xuthus (Asian swallowtail), 1871 nucleotides long. It is a transcript of the gene Zip48C, whose product is annotated as Zinc/iron regulated transporter-related protein 48C. The record is from RefSeq and is a predicted model, not a curated record. The coding region runs from base 163 to 1224 and encodes 353 amino acids. Gene Ontology annotation, biological process: zinc ion transmembrane transport. Gene Ontology annotation, molecular function: zinc ion transmembrane transporter activity. Lineage: Eukaryota; Metazoa; Arthropoda; Insecta; Lepidoptera; Papilionidae. The transcript has 7 exons. Gene Ontology annotation, cellular component: membrane.
CUAUGCAAAUUCCACUCAUCAGCAGUCGUACGUAAACAUGUGGAGUGUUGUGUAGCUAUAUAAAGAUGGUGUAAGAUAACUUGCUCUUAUUUUAAAAACAUUACUUGAAAUGUUAUUAGUAAAUAGUACUUAAAAAGGAACAAGUACUUAAUCAUUUUAAAAAUGAUACCUGGCUACGGCGCAGUGACUCAAGCCCUUUUAGGGACCCUCUUCACGUGGGGUCUUACAGCUGUAGGCGCCGGUUGUGUAUUUUUUAUCAGAGGAAAACAUAGGAAGUUACUUGAUGUAUCUCUUGGAUUUGCUGCGGGGGUUAUGACUGCAGCAUCGUAUUGGUCUCUACUAGAGCCUGCUAUAGAAAUGUGUAAAACCUCUGGAACAUAUGGAGAAGAAGGGCAGUAUGCAUUUGUGCCAGUUGCGGCAGGAUUUUUAUUUGGAGCUGUUUUUGUGUUUGGAACUGAUAAAUUUUUGGAUUACUUGGGCAUCAAUUCAACAAAUAUGAUGAUAACUAUAACAAAGAGCAAAGAUUCAAAGGAGAAGCUGGAGGAUUUGGAAAUGAUGACGGCACUGAACCAGCGGCCGUCGAAUCCGACGAGUGUGGUGACGCUGGAGCAGCCGGCGGAGUUUGCCGACUGUAUCAGCAAUCAGCACACCGCGCAGCGCAGGCGGCCACACCACCACUCUCAUCUCUCAUUGAAAGGAGGCGAGGGUGACGUGGACGAGCGGCGCGACAGCGUGGCGCGCGCGCUGGAGGCGAGGCAGUCCCAGUGGAAGCGUAUUAUGCUGCUGGUGGUGGCCAUCACCGUGCACAACAUCCCCGAGGGUCUCGCUGUGGGAGUGUCCUUCGGUGCUGCCGCAUCCUCCGCUGAAGCAUCAUUCUACAGCGCGAGAAAUUUGGCGCUCGGCAUCGGGAUUCAGAAUUUCCCCGAAGGCCUCGCUGUCAGCUUGCCUCUCCAAGCCGCAGGGUUUUCAGUAUGGAGAGCUUUUUGGUACGGGCAGUUGUCGGGCAUGGUUGAACCUGUGUUUGGCGUGCUCGGCGCGGUCGCGGUGUCUGCUGCGCGGCCCGUGCUGCCCUACGCACUAGCUUUCGCCGCCGGCGCCAUGAUCUACGUGGUAGCCGACGACAUCAUUCCAGAAGCAAACGCAUCUGGUAAUGGUAAACUGGCGACAUGGGGCUGCAUUAUCGGCUUCGUAGUGAUGAUGUGUCUCGACGUGGGUCUCGGCUAAGUACAGCUUGCGCUUACGACCAGCACAAACCUCGCAUCUACGACCACCAGCGCGCCACACCGGACAACCGUACAUUUACUUUACCAAAGUAUCAUAUUCCAUAUAAAAUAACCAAAUUGUAAAUAUGUAAAUGUGCUAGUUAAUAAUUUUAAGAUUGCUGGACUGUUUGUGUGAUAGCUACACAAAUACCUAUAACCAAAUCGCACAAAGCGAGCUGCAAUGAGAUCGAUUGAAUACUUGUUUUUCACAAAUAAAUUGUUCGUAUUGUUUAAUAUUUGAUUGAGACGAAAACUAUAUCUCCAGACAAUGUAACAUUCUAUCUAUUAUGUGUAGAACUUUGGGGCUAGACAAAGUGCAUUCGCUCCGAAGCUAUAAUAAACUUCAAAAAUGUAUAGAACUGAUAAUAACUUUUGAUAAGUCGCGUGUAUCCCGCGUCAGUUCCAUACAUUUUUGAAGUUCGCUAUGGAAUUGCUUCCUAGCGAAUCUUUGUUUAGCCCGCUGGUUAUUUAUUUCUAUAUAUUUUGACAAUUUUUGACGAUUCUAUUACAGAUAUUAAUAGUAUGUUACUUUACUGAUAUAUAAACACGGCUAAACACUCACGCAUAUUCGUCCGGUGGCGGCACCGACUAGUUUCGAGCCCAUCGGGG